Molecule: messenger RNA, 790 nt
Organism: Vigna umbellata (rice bean)
Lineage: Eukaryota; Viridiplantae; Streptophyta; Magnoliopsida; Fabales; Fabaceae
Source: RefSeq, a predicted model, not a curated record
AUGGAUAUGUGUUUGCUUCAGCACCAAGCGGUUGCAGUGAGAAACGGAGCUGAUUUGUCAACUUUUUACAGCUGCAGCUUUGAGGGGUAUCAAGACACCUUGUACACGCAUUCCCUUAGACAGUUUUACCGGGAAUGUGACAUCUACGGUACCGUUGACUUCAUAUUUGGAAAUGCUGCUGUUGUUUUCCAAACAUGUAACAUGUAUCCACGCCUUCCCUUGAGUGGACAAUUCAAUGCCAUCACUGCCCAAGGCAGAACAGACCCAAAUCAAAAUACAGGCACUUCCAUUCAGAACGCUACUAUAAAAGCUGCUGCUGAUUUGGCUCCUGUAGUUGGGAGCGUGAAAACAUAUCUUGGGAGACCAUGGAAAGAGUACUCAAGAACAGUUUAUAUGCAGUCUUUCAUGGAUAGUUUGAUAAAUCCUGCUGGAUGGCAUGAAUGGAGUGGAGAUUUUGCCCUAACCACCUUAUACUAUGCAGAGUACAAUAACACAGGACCUGGUUCAAGCACCCAAAACCGUGUAACGUGGUCUGGUUACCAUGUUAUCAAUGUUACCGAUGCGGUUAACUUUACUGUGGCUAACUUCUUGGACGGGGAUAGUUGGCUUCCUAUAACUGGCGUUCCAUAUAGCAGUGGAUUGAUAUAAUCAAACAUUCAAGUUCCGAGCUAGUUACGUGUAAUAAGAGCAAAGUUGCUUUGUAUGUCUGAUGCAAUAUUCGUUUCUCUGUUGUAUUUAUAAAUAAGUAAAAUGUACUCCGUUGUAAAGUUGUGGAUUCAUUAGUUGUUAU